Hemicordylus capensis (graceful crag lizard) is the source of this 17366-nucleotide messenger RNA. RefSeq names its product diacylglycerol kinase eta (gene DGKH). The transcript has 31 exons. Gene Ontology annotation, biological process: lipid phosphorylation; intracellular signal transduction; diacylglycerol metabolic process. NCBI's taxonomy places the organism in Eukaryota, Metazoa, Chordata, Lepidosauria, Squamata, Cordylidae. The coding region runs from base 458 to 4171 and encodes 1237 amino acids. Gene Ontology annotation, molecular function: ATP-dependent diacylglycerol kinase activity; protein binding. The record is from RefSeq and is a predicted model, not a curated record.
UCGAGCCUCUGGAAGCCUCAUAUGUGGCAAUUCCAACUUAAUUAUUAUGAGGGCAGAAGAGGAUGUUAUUCCAGAUUAAAGAAUGUAAUGGCAGUGUCCGUUUCUCUGGAAAAGAAAGUUCUCCUCUCAUGCCGCUUUUAUUUUUAAUCUCCAUUCCCUCCCCAUAUUUACUUGGAUUAAGAGUCUCACUUUUUUUCAGUGGGAUGUUUCCAAAUAAGUAUUCCUUGUUAAACGAUCCUCCCCUCAAAUGCAAAUAUAGACCUUACAAUUCGGCAACUUUUCUCCCCGAAGAACACUGUAAUCGUUCGCAGACCAUCUUUUCCUGGUUCCUACUCCUCCACUUCCCGCCAAUAUCUGACGACCCUCGCCAGGGAGGGCAAAGCGACUUGCCCAACUCCUUUGGAGGCAACUGACCGUGCAAGAGGAUGCCUGCCUGCCGUCCUCCAUCCCCGUGAGCAUGGAGGGGACUCCCAGCAGGCAGGAGUCGGAGAAGAUGGCCGGAGCCGAGGCGGGGCUGAGCGCAGCCGGGAUCUAUGCGCAGCCGGGGGACCCAGGAGCUGCUGCGGCAGUAGUAGCAGCCGCCGCCGCGGGGCCGGGAGAGGAGUCGUCGGACAGCGAAGGGGAGCACGAGGGGCCCCAGAAACUCAUCCGCAAAGUGUCCACCUCAGGCCAGCUGCGGAGCAAGACCAGUAUAAAGGAAGGAAUACUUCUGAAGCAAACCAGUUCUUUUCAGAGGUGGAAAAAACGAUAUUUUAAACUUCGGGGACGUACUCUUUACUACGCCAAAAAUUCAAAGUCCCUAAUAUUUGAUGAAGUUGACCUGUCAGAUGCCAGUGUUGCUGAAUCAAGCACAAAAAAUGUCAACAACAGCUUCACGAUAAUCACUCCAUUCAGGAGGCUAAUAUUGUGUGCAGAGAACAGAAAAGAGAUGGAGGAUUGGAUCAGUUCACUGAAGUCUGUGCAGUCCAGAGAGCAUUAUGAGACUGCACAGUUUAAUGUGGAACAUUUCUCAGGGAUGCACAACUGGUAUGCCUGCUCCCAUGCUCGACCCACCUUCUGUAACGUGUGCAGGGAGAGCCUUUCUGGAGUUACUUCCCAUGGCCUGUCCUGUGAAGUAUGCAAAUUUAAGGCUCAUAAAAGAUGUGCAGUCAGGGCAAUAAACAACUGCAAAUGGACUACAUUGACUUCAAUUGGGAAAGACAUUAUUGAGGAUGAAGAUGGUGUAGCUAUGCCUCACCAGUGGUUAGAAGGAAAUCUGCCUGUCAGUGCCAAAUGUGCAGUCUGUGACAAGACCUGUGGUAGUGUUCUGCGCCUGCAAGACUGGAAGUGCCUUUGGUGUAAAACAAUGGUGCACACUGCUUGCAGAGAUUUGUAUCCUCGCAAGUGUCCACUUGGCCAGUGUAAAGUGUCCAUUAUCCCUCCUACAGCACUGAACAGCAUAGACUCCGAUGGAUUCUGGAAAGCCACAUGCCCACCAUCUUGUGCCAGUCCUCUUUUGGUUUUUGUUAAUUCGAAGAGUGGAGACAAUCAGGGAGUAAAAUUUCUCCGAAGAUUCAAGCAGUCACUAAAUCCUGCUCAAGUGUUUGAUUUAAUGAACGGAGGACCUCAUUUAGGCUUACGACUAUUUCAGAAGUUUGACAAUUUCCGAAUCCUUGUGUGUGGAGGAGAUGGAAGCGUUGGUUGGGUGUUAUCUGAAAUAGAUAAACUCAACCUACACAAACAAUGUCAUUUGGGAGUGUUACCCCUUGGUACAGGAAAUGACCUUGCCCGUGUCCUUGGCUGGGGAGGGUCAUGUGAUGAUGACACUCAACUUCCUCAAAUUUUAGAAAAGUUAGAACGGGCUAGCACAAAAAUGCUAGACAGAUGGAGCAUAAUGUCAUAUGAACUGAAAUUAUUGUCAAAGAAAUCGAUUCUUCUGGGUACUCCAGAAGAGGAGUCUGAGGAAUGUCAGAUAUCUGCAUAUGAGGAUUCAAUUGCUGUUCAUCUUGCUAAGAUCCUUGAUUCUGAUCAACACUCAGUUGUCAUAUCAUCUGCCAAGAUAUUAUGCGAAACUGUAAAAGGUUUUGUUGCCAAAAUAGGAAAGACCUGUGAAAGACCAAUGGAAAAUGCAGAAGCAGAUGCUAUAGCCAUUAAAUGUUCAGAACUGAACAAGAAGCUAAACAUGUUGCUUCAGGCCCUUCAUGCUGAAGCCCAGGUUACUCCUGUACUGCCACAGAUCACUCCCCCCAUUGUAGAGGAAGAAGCCGAAGAGUCAUCAAGUGAAGAGUCUCUAUCUGAUGUGAAGGAACAGCUGACAGAGAGCAACACAAUGCCUCCCCCUCCCCAGAUUUUCAAGCCACGAGAACAGCUAAUGCUCAGAGCAAACAGUCUAAAGAAGGCGCUAAGGCAGAUCAUUGAACAAGCAGAAAAAGUUGUGGAUGAACAGAAUGCCCAUACAGAAGAGCAAGUAAAUCAGUCACCAAUUGAAUAUAGUAAGGAAUUGGAUGAAUUCAAGGAAGAGGAAAAAGAAGAAGAUACUAAAGAAUCUGACUCUCAACCAAUUAAAUCUGCUCCGAAAUCUCCAGACGGACAGAGAAGUCGCAUUCCUUCACAUACAAGUUCAUUUUCAGGCCCAGCCUGCACACCCAACAAAGAAAACCUUCCAGUACUGAACACAAGGAUAAUUUGCCCAGGUCUAAGGGCAGGUCUAGCUGCCUCUAUUGCAGGGAGUUCCAUUAUCAGCAAAAUGUUACUAGCAAACAUUGAUCCAUUUGGUGCUACACCUUUUAUUGAUCCUGAUCCAGAAUCACUGGAAGGAUAUUCAGAGAAGUGUGUCAUGAACAACUAUUUUGGCAUUGGAUUAGAUGCAAAAAUUUCAUUAGAAUUUAAUAAUAAACGAGAAGAACACCCUGAAAAAUGCAGAAGCAGAACAAAGAACAUGAUGUGGUAUGGUGUGCUUGGUACUAAAGAAUUAUUACAACGAACCUACAAGAAUUUAGAACAAAAAGUUCAACUUGAGUGUGAUGGGCAAUAUAUCCCACUCCCAAGUCUUCAAGGCAUCGCUGUUUUGAAUAUCCCAAGCUAUGCUGGUGGGACUAAUUUCUGGGGUGGAACCAAGGAGGAUGAUAUAUUUGGGGCACCAUCAUUUGAUGAUAAGAUCUUGGAAGUUGUUGCAGUAUUUGGCAGCAUGCAAAUGGCAGUUUCCCGCGUUAUCAAGCUACAGCAUCAUAGGAUAGCCCAGUGCCGGUCAGUAAAGAUCACCAUACUUGGAGAUGAAGGGGUUCCAGUGCAAGUAGAUGGAGAAGCAUGGAUCCAGCCUCCAGGAAUUAUUAAAAUUGUCCAUAAAAACAGAGCUCAGAUGCUAACACGAGAUAGAGCAUUUGAAAGUACCUUGAAGUCUUGGGAAGACAAACAGAAGUGUGAUCCCUGCAAACCAGUCCUGAGAUCUCCUUUGUACCCUCAACAGGCUGUGGAGCUAGUUACGGAAGAAGAAGCUUCUCAGAUCCAGUUGUGUUCUCUGGCUGCUGAUGAACUGAUUACCAGAAUCUGUGAAGCUGCAAAAAUACAUGGCCUACUGGAACAAGAACUGGCUCAUGCUGUAAAUGCAUGUUCUCAUGCAUUAAACAAAGCCAGUCCAAGAUUUCCUGAGAGCCUUACCAGAAACAUUGCCCUUGAAGUAGCUAUCAAUGUAAAGGUAUUGCACGAUGAAACUGGAUCCUUGCUAGUAGGAAGGGUUCCUUUGCAGUUAGAAUCCCCUCAUGAAGAGCUGCUCUCAACAGCUGUGCACAGUUUGGAAACUGAAUUAAGAAAACUUGCUGAAAUUCCUUGGCUUUAUUAUGUUCUUCAACUGAAUGAUGAUGAGGAUCCUCCUUUGGAAUAUGCUAAAAGAAACAACAGAAGCACAGUAUUUCGGAUAGUGCCAAAGUUUAAAAAGGAAAAGGUUCAAAGACAGAAAGCCAGCUCUCAGCCUGUUCAAAAAUGGGGCACAGAUGAAGUUGCUGCUUGGCUGGAUCUGCUCAGUUUGGGAGAGUACAAAGAAAUCUUCAUCAGCCAUGACAUCCGAGGCUCUGAGCUUUUGCACCUGGAAAGGCGAGAUCUUAAGGACCUGGGGAUAACGAAAGUGGGUCAUAUGAAGCGAAUUCUCCAGGGAAUUAAAGAACUUGGCAGGACCACACCUUUGUCUGAAGUGUAGCUAUACUGCUGCCACUUGAAAGAAGAAAUGCUACUUAUGCAAAGCUGUGGAGGCACAUGACCCUCUGUGUAGGUUAUUCCAUGGAUGAGUGAGCAUCAGUAUGUGAUGUGCAUGUUGUGUCUGUGAUGUUGCUUUACAAAAAGUCUGAUGUGAGAAUUUGAAAGGUUUUGUGUGCAUAAAGGUCUGUGAAGUAUUGUGAAGAACAGUUCAAAUGUGUACAUGUGGGUAAAAAUGCUGGCUAGGUGGUUAAUGCAUUGCCUGGCAAGGGUAAUCAAGACAUGAUUGCAUUUCCUACUUAUAUGGAGGUCUCUCAGUGCCACAACAAAUAAUGAAAAGAGAUAACUGGGUCUGAAAAUUUCCUGAGGCACAAGUGGAAUUUCUUGCACAAGUGUUGGAGAGACUGAUCACAUAUGGGUUUUUAGGUGACACUGAUACCUCAGCAACCCCUCUCUUUCUCUCACUGGCUAAGAAAUAAGGCUAGAGCCAUGUCCUACACCACAAAUGCAAACUAUAAUGCAUGGUUUGCCUGCCUGAACUCUUGCCUUUUUGUUGCAUGAGAUAUCUGAUAUUUUACACACUUGAACAACUUUUAUAUCUGUUUUAAUAAGAUUUAAUUUAUUACUACUCUGUGUCGUUUAAAUACUUUUCUGUUGUUACUUGUUACCUAAAUGCGUCACGAGGCAAAGACUAUUUAGCUAUAAACAUCUCUGCCAUACUCAGCAAGGGAUAUGUGCUAAAUAUGGAAAGUUUCUGUGCUCAAAGUAUUUUAAAGGCUGGUACCUCAUGAAAUUAUGAGUUGGCUCCCAAAAGACAGAAUUAUCAUAACAUUUCCUUAUAGGAUAUAAAAUAUGCAGUGUUUAUCUCUUAUAGCUUCUCUUAAGGCAAUUGCUAGUUUACCUUGAAUAUCUGAACUUCAGCACUGAGUAUAUCGUGAUGAUAGCUAAUUCAGAUGUGACAGCCUAAUUGUGUGCAGUGACCUAAAAUUACUUCAUAUUGAAGGUAUCCCUAUCACUAGGACCAAUUUUGUGAAUAUCAGGGCUUGAUUCUGCAAUUUUUAUGAAGUCAAUAAAAAGUAUUGUUAAGAUGUAUUAUUCAGUUGAUCAUCACAAGGCAUGUCUUUCCUGUAUAUAUCAAGUAAAAACUUUUUUCACUAUAGAAAUUAAUAUCCAGAAAUAUUUAAUGCCUGGAAUAUGUGUGAAGUAGGGAUGUGUAAAUUGUUUUGAAAGUGAAUUGUUUUGACUAGAAACAAACCAUUUGUUUUGAGCUUGAAACAAAACACCCUUUAAAUAAAUUGCCUGUUUCAAAGCCCUGUUUUGAUUCGAGAUGUUUUGAGCACCAUUUUGGAGGCCUGUUUUUCCCUUGCUGAUUGGUUUUCAGACACAGGCUGCACAUUGGCUUGCAGUCCUGUGGGGGUUUGGGGAAAAGGUUAAAAAUUUGUUAAAAGUCACCCGCUUGACUGUUUCUUUUGUGGGUUGGAUGGUAGGAGGCACCAUCAUGCCCUACAACCUAACCCACUUUGGUGUCCCGAUAGUGUCUCCAUGGGGAACAAUGGGGUGUUUCAAGUUUCCCCAUUGUUCCCUAUGAGCAAAACACUCUAAACAUUUCAGCCAUCUGCAUUUUGUUUCAAGCUCGAAACAAAACUGCACAAUCCAUUUUGUGCAUAUUCCUAGUGUGAAGCCUGGGUUUUUUUAGUGCAGUUGUUAAUGAGGACCAGUGAAUUGGUUUAAGAAAUGUUUGAUUGACUUAAGAACUCUAACCCCUUUCUAAAAUAUGUUACAACACGUAUGUUUUUGUAUCUUAAUGGAGGCAGAUGACACUUGGGUGUCAUGUAAAAGCUUUUCACAUUAUAAAGGAGCAAUAUCAAGAACUGGGCCUUAAAUUGAUUUGUAUCACAUGUUUUUAGAUUGUCCAGUAAUGAAAAGCAUCAUCAUAAAGAUAAUGGCUCACAUACUGUGCAAGGCAACAUGGGCAGUUGGAGAACUGCCCACAUGGCUACAUCUGUGUAAACAACAUUCCUGAUGGUGUUGUGCAACAGCGGGGCUACCACUCUGUUGUAAAGUUGUGCAAAUGCAGUUGCGUGAUACAACACUCAUUUCCUAUGAACAUUGCGCAACUACAUUUGCACAAUUUUGCAAUGGAGCAGUACCCCCUGUUGCGCAACACCGCCGGCGGUGUUUACAUAGAUGCCACAGCAUGGUCAGUGCUCCAGCUGCUCCCAUUGCUUGGUGUGAUAGGUGAGCCAGCAUCUGAUAGAAGACAGAUAAUAUAUCUAUCCUCAUAAUAUAUGCCCUGCUUUACGCUACUGCUUUAGCUGCAGUGAGAAAUAGGGGAUCCUGAGAGAGGCAAUCACAUCUCCUUUGAAUGUGGUUCAUUGUGGCUUUGAAAGAAUUUGACAGAUCAAAUAGAUAUUAGUGCUCCUCAGAGCCAUGACUCAUUUUAUCACUCAAAGUAGGCAGAACUUUCCACCAGAGAUGUAGUUGCACAUAACCUACUUCACAGGGUGGUUGUGAGGAGAAACUUAAGGAUGUAGUACACCCUGCUCUGGGCUCCUUGGAGGAAGAGCAGGCUAUCAAAUGUAAAAAAUAAAAUAAAAUAAACAACAUUAAGCAUUAAAAGAUUUCAAAAUUGAUACUGAAUCCUUUAUUAUUCAGAUGAAAUGUUAAACGCACACUGAAAUAACUGGUUCUGUAGAGAGCAAGAUAAGAUGUGCCAUUAAUGUUCCUCAUCUAAAAGUUGUGCUGUCGAGUCGGUGUCGACUCCUGGCAAUCACAGAGCCAUGCGGUUUUCUUUGGUAGAAUACAAGAGGAGUUUACCAUUGCCAUCUCCUGCACAGUGCCUGAUAUAGGUGUUUCCCAUAGUCUGGGAAACAUACCAGCAGGGAUUCGAACUGGCAACCCUCUUGCUCCCUAGGCAGGUUACUUCCCCACCACGCCAUUAAGUGGCUGUCCCUUAUUUACUCAUGUCCAAUUACUUAUAAAAAGAAAGUCAUUGCCUUUCCAAUAGAAGAACCGAUUCUCAGAUUUUCUCUUACUUAUUAAAGAUCAACAAAUGUUUCUGUUUUUUUACACUUCCAUUUAAUUCCUUAUUUUAAAAUAGAUUUUCAGCUGUUCUUUAUAGAAAUAUUUCAGAUUAUUUAAAAAUGACAAUUUUCUGGAGGAAAUUACAGUUGCAAUAGUAAAUUAUAAUUCAGAAAAAAAAUCUAGUCCUUUUUAUAGUGGCUCUACUCUGUAGGAGCUUUGUGCAUAAAGAUUACUUACACAAAAAGGCUUCCUCAUAAUAUUGGAGGUAUCUCUAUGAAGACAAUAUGGUGCAAACAAAAUGAAACACAAUAUUUCUACCAUGUCUGAAAGAGAUCAGUCAUUCAUUCUGGCCUUGAUACUGUUAACGAACAGUAUAUUGGCUAGAAUACAGGCAGUUUGUUUUUUUUAAAAUGUGAAUGUUUAGUAUUUGAAAUAGAAUUUCCUCCAGUUUUUCCAAAUGGCUUAACUAGACAGAAUUUCACAUGGUUAAAAUUCUCACAAAAACCUUGUUUUUUUCUUAUUCCAUGCAUUAACUCAACAGUUGCCAACAAAUUUCUAAAUCUAUUGUACUGCUUCUUGCUUUUCAACUGGAAUAAUAGAUGUCAAGCCACUUCAUGAAAAUUGCACUAGGCCCUAACCAUAUGUACAUUGUUAUUAUUUUUUACAUGUAUAGAUAAACUUAGUUUUGUUAUUAUGGCUUUAGCCUUCUAUUUUGUUUGCAUAGGAUUCCAGUUUAACACUUAAUACAUCACCUAAAUAAAUAGAUGAAUGAGAGGGUAUUUGGUCUUUUAAAAUGUUUGUUAAAAAUUUGAAAGAGUAUAUUGUAUGUAGAUACCAUGUUAGAUAUAUGAGGUAAAAAGACAGAAUCAAUAUUGUUUGAUUCUUCAUAUUUAUGGUUGCACUAUUUAUCACUCUUUGUUUAUAUCAUUGUCUGGACCGUUAACUUUUACAUAGUGUUAACAUGCUUGACAGUUCUGGUAACUGAAAACUGGUUGUUUAAAAGAGUUUUUUUAAAAAAAUAUUUGUUUAUAAAAUUAUGUCAGAUAAAUUGUUGGGGAAUGGGUAAUAUAGAAUAAUAUAUUGAUGUUGCCACUGAAGAAUUACCCAAUAAAAGCUCAGGAGUGGUAUUCUAAUUGGAAGUUGCUUCUAUGAAUGUUUAAUAAUCUAAGCAAAGUGAAGCACAUAUAAAUCCCAUUGUUUUCAAUGGAGGAGAGUUAAGCAAGUGCUUAACUUUGGCUGGAUCGUGCCCAAAUUAAACAUUCUGUAGUGCAUUGGCAUUAAUAUAAUGUGCAUUAACAUUUGUAAAGAAAAAGGUAAAAUUGUGCCAUCAAGUUGAUGUCGAGUUGACUCCUGGCAACCACAGAGCCAUGUGGUUUUCUUUGGUAGAAUACAGGAGGGGCUUACCACUGCCAUCUCCAUUUCAGAGUGCGAUUUGAUAACUGCAAAUAUUUGAGAAUGGGGUUGAUCUCAAGUGAGGCCGAUGCUGUUUAUCUCAACUGCUGCUUAUCCACUACAGAAAUUCCAAGCCUGUAUAACUAGUGAAAGCGCCAGAUUUGUAUUUGAUUUCUUUUUGCUUUAUAUAUUUCAAGUAUUUGGGCAAAAUAAAUGUGUGUGUCUCAUUACAAGCAGAAAAAGAUACAUGAUCCUACAUGUAAAAGAAAAUUCCUUGAUUCUGUCUCUUUCUGAAAUUCUAACAUCAUGAAGGAAUGGAUAGGAUUAGACAAAUAGGUUUUGGCUUGAUUCUCAGUUGCUUGCAUUAAAUUCUAUGGGACAAAGUAAGUGGGCUGCAGACAGCAAGGAUGGGAGCUACACGCCCUCCUCCCUCCCAGAAACUGCGGUCACUGGGGCAGAGGGCAGGCAUUUCCCUUGUGUUGCCUGUGAAUAUGUCUCUUUAUUUUCUCUCAUAUAAUUUUGAAUGUCUGCCAUUCACUCUUAUGGGGAAAAGUGAACCACAUCCCUUUGGAAUAAUUUGUAGUGGGGUCAAAACCUGCCUUUGACAGUGGAUGGUCUGACCUCCACUAAGAAGUACCCCUAAUUUUCUGACAACUGUUUGACUAGUAGAGGGCCUUUAUGUGAUCAUUGCUAAUAGAGGACCUUCAGUGAUUAGGGUUUUGGAAACCUCAGAAAAUAUAAAAUGUAGUGUGGAAUGAGUUUUUUGUUGAUGACAUCCUGACUAAUGGAGGUGUAAUGAUAGCCCCUCUAAGCACAUAAAUGCAGCAGGGCCUAUCAAGCCCUUGGAGAUGUUACCAGGCCAUGCUAAGCUUCACUGCAUGUGAUCCAAGGGCACCUCCGUGUGGUGUGCUAGGUACAUGGGUAUUUGCAUUUCAUAGUCCAGAGUGUACUAAGGUCCAUUCUGUUCCAAAGAUUUGGUUGUCUACUAGACUUUACAGAACAAAAAAAAAGCAUCCUUUUGCCAUGAAUCCCUGUUCUCUAAGAUCCCAGUAGGCAUUCUGCAUAAAUCUCUUGGGUAAUCCUUUGAGGAGAGACAAGGCCAUUUUGUUGCAGCAAGGAGAGAGGAUCUCUGCUCACCCAGACCAUAAACAGAAAAGCAACAGAUCACCUCAUUCCUGAACCUGUAAAUAACAAAUUAACAAUGCAACCCCCAGACACACACACACACAAGGCAACCAAAAGAAAAACCUCCAUUAAAGAUAAAAUGACCCGCUAAAAGAGCAAAGAAGGAAAAGAAGACAUGAUAGUAGGAACACCACCAGACCCAGGAGUCCUGCCAACAUGUCUAGCAAGGCAGAAGUCUGCAAAUAAAAACCAGCAAUAACAUGAAUUGUUCAUUAGUAAGUUAAGGUGUGGAGAAUGUCCUCCAGAAGUCCUGAAGAGCAUGAAUUCACAGUAAGAAUUUCCUUUUCAAUCAGAACUCCCAGACAAAGUGACAACAAUCUGUCUGAUGACAUGGAGCAGAGAGUGCAUUCCAGCUCUUGCAUCAACUUCCUUUUGCACAAAUCUGAUACCAACUUGGUUGACCCUGCCAGAUGCUUUGCUCUGAUUGAAGAGGGAUAAAUUGCUCUGAUUGAAAAGGGAUAAAUUUCUGAUCAGAGAGAAAUACAUGGCAGGGCCAGUCAGGCAUUCCAGCUAUUGCACUGGCCUCCUGAUGGAGCUCUGUGGAUCGAGUACUCCCUUGCGUGUUACAGGCUUUUGCAGACAUAUUGUCUGCCUGAAUGGGAAUGUCACUGUGAAGAAGCAAGACUGGAAUUUCUAGCAAGGCCAGUUUGCUCUGGAGUUCCAACCAAUUUAUGCUGUUCCGUGAUUCUGAGGACGACGUGAUUCUGUGAGUUGGGUCCUCUGUGUAUGAUCCCUAUCAGAACAGGCUAGUGUCUGUCAUGAUAGUUUGGCAUCUGUUGUGAGUCAGGUGACAAACUAAUGACUAAGUCAGGGAGAUCCAAAGGUCCUGUGGGAUGAGCCCAGUGAGCUAUCUUUUCCGGGACUGGAAGUAACCGCCCAUGAAUGGCAUUGCAACUAUCCCACCUUUCUAGGUCUACCCAGUGCUUGAAGCACACUUCCCCCAUCCCUGAUCUCCCCACCCAUUCCCAAUCUCAAGUUUCCUGUUUCCCCUGCAGCAUGCAAAGUGCACUGUCCUUUCCUUUCCCACGCACCUUCCCACUCUGCUCAUGCCUCUUCCCCCUUAUCACUCUUAGUGGCAGUGCACUAAGUUGCAAUUAAGUGAACAAUUCACCACCUAUGCUAACCUGCCACCUGAAAUUGGUGCCUCAUGGAGCCUUAUUAGUGGGCCACCUGUGCUCUCCACUAAUUCCUGGCAAAAGACCUUCUUGCCCAUGAGUUGUGCCGAGGCCAUGAGGUCUUCCCUCUUCAUUUCCCAUGCCUCCAAGGCUAGGACAAAAAUGUUGCUUUGAUUAUCUUUCAAGAGAAGUAUCUGUUGGACUGUAUCCACUAUCACAGCCAGGUGUUCCAAUCAUUUGCAACCAUUACAGGGAGCUCAUAUCCAGCUUGAUGAUGCUUCUGUGUUCUCUGAGCCAUGUUGUAUAGCUUCUAUAAUCCCUCUGGCUUUUGCCUCUAGAGGUAGAGCAAAUGAGGAUGCCAUCUAAGUAUGAAUAAAGACAUAUCACCUGCUAUCUCAGAUGAGUCACUGAUGGGACCAGGAUACCUCUGUGAGCUGAAAGGGCAGUGCCCUGUAUUCGAACAGCAUUUUGUGUACAACAUGGAGGUACCUUGUGUGUCUGGCAGAGAUACCUUCUGAUUGGUACAUAUAGGGAAGCCUUCUAUGGUUUUUGGGGUACAUGGUUGACUGGCAUCAGGAGAAGUGCUGUUUUUGAUUUAGAUCAAUGAGAGGGCUAUUCAGUUGAUACUCAUUAUGUCAAUAUUUUGUUGGUAUCCCAAGAUACAAACCACUUGGCUUUGUAUCCAGAAUAUAGUUUUGGUUUUGAAAUCAGCUUGUAAUCAUCUUUCUUAAUUGUAGAAAGGGACUUCUUUUUGUCCUUGGUUUCUACCAGGACUACAUUUGAUAGCUCUCAGAUAGCUUGGAAGUUGCAACAAAUGUGCCAGCUAGACAAGUCGGGGGGCCAGGAUUUGCAUCUCAAAUUCUCAUUCAGAUGUUCCUUCUGCAACAAUAUUGGAUGCCAUAGCAUUGGGAGGCAUCCAAGAAUGAACUGGUCAGAAAGGCUGCACACAGGAUUAUCUUUCUCAGAUCAUUCUUCACAUCUUUGGAUGAGCAGCCAAGUGCUGGCAGCUCCUCAAUCCAUGGUGAGGGUGUAAGGUUCUGGUCAUUAAUGAAAUUGGUAGCAGAGGCCCAAAGGCCAGAUCCAGUGUUUCAAAGCCCUUGCAAAGAAUGGCUUCCACCCGCAUCACUGGGGUCCUUAGGUCUGUAUUCAUUGCCUGCAGGCAUGACUCAUUUGAUGUCAGGGCAGCUGCUGGUGCAUGGAUUACUGGCAUCUUGGGAGUUCCAGGAGUACCUUGUACUUUGCUUCCUUGUGUGCUGAUCAAGCCUCACUCUCAGGCUUGGCUUAUAUGAGUUGUGUGGCAUGCCUUGGCCAAUAGGAGUGGAAUGACAUCCCCUGGAAAUAAUCUGUCUAGAUCAUGAGUGGAGAUCUCUUCAUCUUCAUCUAAGAGCUCAUCCACUUUCUUGUGACUUGAAGCAAAAGAAGCCUUUGAUCUGUCUGAUGACAGCUGUUGGGGGAACAAACUAUUUAGUGCAGGAAUUGUAUUAAUUCCUUGGCCUGCCCUGUAGGGAGGGUCAAAGCAAGGGAGGAGGUGUGAUCCAGGAAACCAUCAUUGCCAGUAGGGCCUUGCUUAUGAAUCUUGUGCCUGUGAUUAGCUAAAGAACAGAAAUCAGAAAAGGAGGGUCUGUUGCUUGAUCGGCUCUGGGAAGAGCUGCUGAUGGACUGGAGAGCUAUGACGGCUUUCAUGCUUGUGCCUAGACCUAGUCAAAGUGAAUACUUGCAUAGUAGAAUAAACAGCAACAGCACAGCAGCAAAAGCUAGAGAGUUGAGCCUGGUACACAUGACCUUCUGGCAGUGACUAGUAGAGCAAUCUGGGCUGAUACUUUGCUGGAAGAGAAACCAUUCAUCUGCAGGCUUCACCAUGGAGUUGGGUUCUUGCAGACCUUCUGAAAGGGACUGACUGAGGCUGAGUUCUGGUGAAGCUCUCUCCCCGACCUUCCCAAAAGUCAUAAAAACAGCCCAGCUGGAUCAGGCCUAUCUAAUCCAGCAUCCUGUUUCCCACAGUGGCCCACCAAAAUGCCUUUGGGAAGCCCAAAGGCAAGAGGUGAGGACAUGCCUUGUCUCUUGCUGUUGCUCCCCUGCAACUGGUAUUCCGAGGUGUCAUGCCUCUGAGGCUGGAAGUGGACCAUAUCCACCUGAUUUUAGUGCCAUAACUGGCACUUAGUUUCUAGUUUGUUAGUUGUGGGGAAACCGUUCACAUUUUUUUAAAACCUGAACACAAUUUACUGCAGGAUCCAUCCACUGAACCUGAUAUUUAAAGAAGAGUGACAAUUAAAUUUCUCUCUAUAUAAUAUUAUAUAUAUAUAUAUACUGUGUGUGUGUGUGUGUGUGUGUGUGUGUAUAUACACACACACACACACACAUAUAUAUACACAGUAUAUAUAGAGAGAGACAGAGAGAGUAUGCUGAUUAGAUUAAACAGUUUAGUUUACAUUAAAUGUAAAUAAAAUUUUAGAUUUUACCAUCUAUGUAUCUCAGUUGUGCAAAGGCACUAUAUGCAUGGUUAGCUUUAAAUGAGAGUCAUUGAAGGGUCUAAAUAUUAAAUUGAAAUGAAGCAUUCCUCUCAUGAAAAUUAAUAUUGUAAUGGUGGAAGCUGGAAUUCAUAAGUUUAUACACAAACAUAGUUGUGUGUGUGUUUGUAGAAUGUCAUGUAAACGUUCAUGUUGAGUGGGAAAUUACAUGUAGAGUGGGCAAUUUAAACAUACAUUAUGGAUAGCUUUUUAUAAUAGUUACUUUUGUAUUAAGAUGAAUGGUGAAAAUUUAUGGUUCAGAAUGUUUACAGACUGUUAGUUGCACCUAACUUUGCAUAGGAUCAGGCUGUUAAUAGUUUAGAUAUUUAUAACCUAUAGCUGAAGGGAAGAGUGCAUUUGACUGUCGCCAUGUGUGAUUUUCUGUAGGUUUUGAUUCUCUUGUUUACUCUGUUUUUUAAUGUGACUUCUUAAGGUAAGUGAAAUAGAAAUACUUUUUUUCAAUGUGAAAUUGGCAUGUCUUUUGUAACCUGUAAAGUUUGACACUGAUAUGCACUGUACAGCACACAUUACACCAUAUAGCCAUACAUGCACCAUUAUACCAUAUAAUACAAACUUUGAAAACCUAUGAAAUCUUACUAAGUUUUCUAAUGUGAAAAAUGUAUGUUGCCAGCAAAUAAAAUAAGCCUUCAUUGUGCUCCCCUAAAACAUUUCUUUCUCCAUUGUUUCCACCAUCUUGAAGAAUAUUUUUAUUUUUACAAGGAUGUUAUCUUAGUUCUAACAUCUGGCAUUAUGUACCCUGUUUCCCCGAAAGUAAGACCUACCCAGAAAGUAAGACCGGUAGUCUUCAUGUGGCUUCAGAAUAUUUCCAGCAUGCACUUUAAAAAUGAUGGGCACCAUUAGACUAGUUACUUAUAACUAAGCACCACUGAAAUAAAUGAAGCACAUUAUUCACGACUAACUUAAGUCCCAUUAAUUCCAGUGGGACUUAGUUCUGACUAAUUUAGUCUGAAUGUUGUCUGAUAUCAUCAACAAAAUGUCCAUAGAUUUAAAAACUGAGCGGGGGGGUGGGGAAUAAUGCAGAAAAAUGUUAAUACUCAUCCAAAGUUUGAUGGGGCUGGAUCCUACAGCCAUAUUCCAUGAAUGGGACUAUCCUCUUUAACAACAAAUCAAGCCAAAGCAAAUCAAUCCCAUUGAUUUCAAUGGAAUGGUUGCAUGCUUAAAUCUUAAAGUGGGAGAGGAGAGCUAGUCUUGUGGUAGCAAGCAUGACUUGUCCCCAUAGCUAAGCAGGGUCUGCCUUGGUUGCAUAUGAAUGGGAGAUUUGAUGUGUGAGCACUGCAAGAUAUUCCCCUCAGGGGAUGAAGCCACUCUGGGAGGAGCAGAAGGUUUCAAGUUCCCUCCCUGGCUUCUCCAAGAUAGGGCUGAGAGAGAUUCCUGCCUGCAACCUUGGAGAAGCCACUGCCAGUCUGUGAAGACAAUACUGAGCUAGAUAGACCAAUGGUCUGACUCAGUAUAUGGCAGUUUCGUAUGUUCCUAUCUUUCCGAUUGAAAUUAAUGAAAUUUAAAAGUGCUUACCAAGGCUUUAUUAUGCACUAGGUCUUUAAAUAAAUACAGGAGGAUCAGGUACUUUUGAUUCUGUGAAACAUCACUGAAUGAGCCUGAUUAGCCAGUCCCACUAUAAAUUUAGGAUUAUUCUAGAAUUAUCCAAUAUGCCAGAUAAUACUUGCUUCUUCCUGAACAUGGAAUGACUGCCCAGUGGAUCCCAGGCAUUGUGAAUUUGGGCCAGAAAAGCUUUGUUUUGUGCACUUUCACAUAACUGAAAUUGGUGCCAGUUCAAUUGAUGCUCAGUAUGAGCUCCCUCAAGUCUAAAUGUAUCCUAUAUGCAUUUAGUGACACCUGUUAGACCAUAGUUUGCACAUGGCAACCACCCCAGAUUUUGUAAAGCAAUUGUCCACACCUAUCUAUCUCCCAGCUAUCAUCUUCCUAAGUAUUUGAGAUCUAUUUUCCAAAUGCAUGUAGUUUAAAAUUGGUACCACAUUGGGUUGAUUUGGGGUUAAUCUGAUGGUAAGAAAAUGAAUUUAAUGCAAUAAAUCUGUGGGGCAUGAUAUAAAACAAUUGCUUCCUGAGUCCUUGCUGGGCAUGUGUACAAUGGGGGCAUUUUUCCCCUAAUAGCCAUAAAACAAUAAAUUAUAUUUUGUAUCUGAAAUAGUUGAAGCCAAGUCUGUGUAUUUUAGAGUGCCAAUCAUGAUCAUAAGGUUAGUAAGUAACUCCCAUAUAUGAUCAGAAGUCAAAAGCCUCUAAGACAAUAUGGCACUCAGUAAACAUAUCCCUGAUGUGCACAAAUAUUGAAAAGUAAUGACAGGGUAGUCCUGCCUGUGAAUGGUAAUUAUGCAAAUGGUUGGCUGUUCACCAAAGCAGAAAAUAUAUUCCACACUUCUUUUUAGUUUUGGUUUUCGCUUCUGUAAGGUAUGCUCUUUUCGGUUUUUUUUUUUAAUCAGAGUCAGCAAGUGAGUCACAAGCCCAAGGACCUGUGAACUCCACAAGCAGAUGGAAUUGCUCAUAUUGCUCAUAUAGCAACCUUAUUGUUCUUAUUGUCCAAUGCAUAUAUUUUACUGAGGAUAGUCUGAAAACUUUCAUUGAAAGAAGUCCCCCCACAACCCCAGCCAUACCUUAGAUGCUUGGGUGCAUACACUCUCUUUCAUUUGGUUUCUAUCUGCAUGUCUUUGCAAUCCUCUAAGUAAUCCUACUGAUUCAAUGGGCCUUAACCCCCCUAGUAACUUUGCAUAGGAUUGCAGCCUACAGUUGCAAUCUGAGCCCUGAGCCAUUUUUUCGAAGGGCGGUAUAGAAAUUGAAUGAAUGAAUGAAUGAAUGAAUGAAUGACUAUUUAGCAGCUGCACCCCUUGUUUAAUCUUUUAGGGCUCAUGAGUUUGUUUCCUUUGAGUCUUUAAUCAAAGUGGCUUCUUUCAUGACUGUGAGGACACAGGUGCAUAUGGUUAUAUAAAUGCCAUGAUAAUUCAGAUCAGAAAGUCACCAUGAGCAUAAUUGGAGAAAUCCCUAUUCAAGGGCCAGGCUUCUAUUCCCAGCUUGUGAGAUCACAAACAAUCUAAUGUUUCUGUGCUGACGUUUUUCCCCAUUUGGAAAAUAAGGAUCACGUUUAUCAGCUUAUUUAUAACACACUCUGGAAAUAUCUAUGUUAAAACUGCAAUUACUACAAAAAUAGGGUCUCCCCCCCAUUCUUACAAGUUUAUUGAUAUUGAUUAACCUAUUUUUGUUCAGGUAUUUGAAAACUUAUGGUUGUCUCUAGCGUGUGAUACAGACUCACUGCAACAUGGAUAGCUCCAUUGCAUUCAGUAGGCCAACCUUAGUGCAGGUACAGUAUUAAUUGACCAUAAGGCUGGCAGUUCUCAAAAUAUUUUGCCAGACCAGGCUCCUUUCAGCAUAGAGAGAUGUAUGGCAAUGGAACAUUCUGCUGAUCAACCUCUCUUCAGUCUGUGUGUGCUGUAAAAAGAAUUAAGUUUUUAAAUGUCUGACAAACUUGCCCAUGAAAUCUGUUGAGCAGAGGAUAUUGUAAGUUUCAAUUUUAUUUACAUGUAAUUGUUGAGGAGCAGUGAGUUUUGUUUGUUUACAUACUGUUUACAAUGGCACAGGUUUAUUUUUAAUAUAUACAACAAUUGAGGUAUUUAUUGCAUAUACUAUUUUGAAAGAUGUUUUAUGUGUUUUGCACCUUUGGGAUAUACUGUUACAUGUGUAUAGAAUAUUUGGGUGACUGUUAAUAGUAAUUUUAUUACUGCUAAGUGACCGUUUUUCUGUGCCUUCUUAUUAUUGGAUGUAUGAUUAACUAUUUAUUAUUGGAUGGAAGUCAUGGAGAUGUGUAUUUUUGUACGCUGCUAGAAGCAAUGGUUGAUUUUAUUGUACAUUUAUGAGAGAUGCCUCUCUUAAAAGGCACUUGUUUGAUCUUCCUACUCAAAUAAACAGAUGCAUACAAUCGCAAUAAAUACUUUGAAUUUUUGUCUGAAAA